Molecule: messenger RNA, 4508 nt
Organism: Terrapene triunguis (Three-toed box turtle)
Lineage: Eukaryota; Metazoa; Chordata; Testudines; Emydidae
Product: rho GTPase-activating protein 39
Exons: 8
Coding region: 1-1581 (526 amino acids)
Biological process (GO): signal transduction
Cellular component (GO): cytoplasm; cytoskeleton
Molecular function (GO): GTPase activator activity
Source: RefSeq, a predicted model, not a curated record
AUGACUUGUCUGGCUAUUGUUUCUCAGUCGGAGGAUCUUGGUGCCUGUGCCCAGUUUGAGAGCAGCAGACAGAACAGAAAUAUGAUGCCUAGUGCCAGCUGUGUCUUCCCUACCUUCACCCUACGAAAGCCCUCCUCGGAGACGGACAUUGAGAACUGGGCCUCCAAGCACUUCAACAAGCACACCCAAGGGCUCUUCCGGAGGAAGGUCUCCAUUGCCAACAUGCUGGCCUGGAGCAGCGAGUCCAUCAAGAAGCCCAUGAUCAUGACCACCGACCGCAACGUCAAGAAGGAAGCCUGUGAGAUAUUUAAACUGAUUCAGAUGUACAUGGGGGACCGGCGGGCCAAGGCGGAUCAACUCAACGUGGCUUUGGAGAUCGCCACCAAAGGCUGGAGCAUGCAGGGUCUGAGGGACGAGCUGUACAUCCAGCUUUGCCGGCAGACCACUGAGAACUUCCGUUAUGAGAGUCUGGCACGGGGCUGGGAGCUAAUGGCUAUUUGCCUGGCCUUCUUCCCACCCACUCCCAAAUUCCAUUCCUACCUAGAAGGAUAUAUUUACCGGCACAUGGAUCCGGUGAAUGACACCAAAGUGACUCAGCACAUUAAAGAGCUCCUGGAAAGGAACAGUAAGAAGAAAUCCAAAUUGAGAAAGAAACCCAAGCCCUAUAUCGAAGAGCAUGAUGGGGUGGCAAUAAGCACUUACGCCAAGUACUGUUACAACAAGCUCCAGAAAGCAGCCUUGACAGGAGCAAAGAAGGGCCUGAAGAAGCCGAAUAUUGAGGAGAUCCGGCAUGCAAAGAACGCAGUGUUCAGCCCCUCCAUGUUCGGGAGCUCCCUGCAGGAGAUCAUGAACAUGCAGAAGGAGAGGUACCCGGAUCGGCAGCUCCCCUGGGUGCAAACCAGACUGUCUGAGGAAGUGCUGGCGCUGAAUGGAGACCAGACCGAGGGCAUCUUCAGAGUGCCUGGAGAUAUCGAUGAGGUCAACGCCCUCAAGCUGCAGGUCGAUCAGUGGAAAAUCCCCACCGGCUUGGAAGACCCUCAUGUUCCUGAGCUAACAAUGCAGAACAGCGUCAUCUACUCAGAGCGCAGCAAUUACAGCCACGGCAGGUUUCCGGAGGAACCGCAGCAGCUGCAGGAAAACGUCGCUCUGGGCAGCGCAGGGAGCAGCAAAGCACCGGCCACAGACGGGCACUGGCACAACCAGGUGGAUUUUGUCGGCGGUGCGUAUCGAGGCACAAAGCCCUGGAACUGGGUCACACAGCCUCAGGGCAAGUGGAAGCUGAAUGACAGCCAGAGAAUAUGGGAGACGCAGGGGAAGGAGACAGCCUUUGCUGGUAGAGAAUGUGCUGCCACGCUCAGCCCAGAGGUGGCUGCAUUGCAGCGGCAGGUGUUCGUGCAGCCGGCUAACGUGGCGGUCACCAAGAUGGACGUCAAUAACCUGGCCAUGGUGAUGGCCCCCAACUGCCUGCGCUGCCAGUCCGAUGACCCGCGAAUCAUCUUCGAGAACACCAGGAAGGAAAUGUCCUUCAUCCGGGUGCUGAUCCAGCACCUGGACACCAGCUUCAUGGAGGGGGUCCUAUAGCGGCGAGCAGGGGGAGGAGCCAAAACCAAAUCUGACGACGACCACAACCCACCCAACCCCCAGGUCAAUCAGCCGACGAGUGCGAGCCAGACACCGCCAAGGGAAGGACAGGGCAGCCCUGGGCAGGGCCUCUCGUCCCCGUCACACCGUGUCCCCAGCGCCAUGUCGACCUGGCCUAGUCCCGCCUCUCUCGCCCCAGCAUCUCUCGUCAUCCUUUGCCCUCUAGUGUCAUACAGGAAGUGGUGGCGGGAUCCCGCCAGUGCUACUGGCCAAGCGACAGCCGCCCUCCCCUGAACCAGACCUCUGGAGAUGUCGCUGCCCAUUCCCCCAGCCAAGCCGCCAUGGAGCAGCCUGCAGGGUUAGCCUGGCAUGGCGGCCACCUGCAGGUGAGGCUCAGGAGUCCUGCCCGGCGUCCUGGGCCUGCAGCCACUAUGGGGAUGUGGGAUGCCGGGCCUUGCCCCCGCUCUCUCGCAGACAGGCGUCCAGGAGAGCCACUCCCAGCACGCCACGUGCUUCCUAGGGGAGGGGGGCGUUUAAGAUGGCAGCGUGGAUGGAGGGGGAGAUCAGAAUAAGCCAGCGAGCAUCACCAAGGCCUCCCAAUGCUCCUGCCCUGGGGCCAGCGCUGGCUGGGAGGGUGGGUAGGACAGUCUCCAGGCAGGGACCGCAGAGUGGGUAUUUGCAGCAGUCCCACCCAGCCUGGGAGCUAGGGGAUAUCUGGCGGGAACAUUCAUGUGGAAUAAGGUAUGGAUCUGUCUGGUAGGAUAAAACCCCUUGGUAGGAAGGGGUCUAAGCCCCAUGCAGGCCCCAUCAGCCCAGCCCCCCAGUGAGAAGAGGGACCCCUUUAUGGCAGGAGGAGGGGGCCAAAACCAACUCCAAGUUCUCAGGGCAAAGCUUGUGGUCAGGCGUCUCCGUGACCCAGAGCCGUUUGCAGCCGGUGAUGUCACUUCCCCUUCCUUUCCUCCUCUUCAUCAGCUGCUUGUAAGCCCAGAUCUGAUGGCAGCGUCUGUUGAGAGGGGCUGGGAGGGCGGGUUGUCGACUGAGCAGUGAUUGAUUCUCAAACCCUGAGACCUACCAGCCCUUUCUAGACAGGAUCUCUACGCCUUGAACGUAACCCCCCGCGGGGAGGCUCAGGGCAGGGCAGAAAGCUAUGACUCUGCAGCUGUUUUGUCCUGGUGUUCGAUUCACGCUCCCGGGUGCUGCCUGGGCUCCCGUUCCAGAGCAGGACAGCCAGGAGGGGCCGGGCUUCAUUUGCCAUUUGGGCUGCGGCUGGCGCAGGGCUCGGCUACGUCUCAGCAAACCCACAACCCGAGCUAGAAGGGGAUUGUCCCCGGCUUUUCCUGACUCCCCUCAGCAGUGAGCCGUCUCUGCCUGCCCUAGAGAGGGCGACAGUGCCUAGCCCGAGCCGGCAGAGGGUGUGUGUCCCAUCGGCUCCACCUGCAGACGAUGGAUUUAACCAUCAGCCAGGGAUAGAAGAAUGACCAUCCUGUGUAUGGGUAGGGCGAGUUCACUUCCGGGGUAUUUUGCCCAUGUGGCCCAUGCAUCAGCAAUAACUCCAUCGCUGAUUUCCAAGACAACAUCUGCUCGGUCUCAACCCAGACAAGGCUGGCGCUGGCCGGCGCUGCGUGCGGCAGGUCAGGCCCCAGCUCGCUGGGCCCCAGCUCCAUCAGCUCAGCCCUGCGGAGGGGAGUUGUUUUGAGCAGGGCGCCAUUGGAAGAGACGUGCUGUCGGGAGUGGGUGUGGAGAGUGCCAAGGAGCUGGUGUCACAGCAGCACCCGGCGUGCCAAACCCUUCCACUGUAGCAAUCUCCCGCCUGGGCCGUGUCAGGGCUGUAUUCUGCCGCAACAACCAGGGCAAGGAGGCUGCCGUGCUGAACCAUGGCAAAGAGCAAGGCCUUUAAAGCACUAUUGGUGGAGGUGCUGGCUCCUGAAGGCAGAGAGAGACCGAGGGGUUCUCUCCUGCUGUCAGACAAUGAAAAUUUCGGUCAAGCUUGUGAAAAUCCCACCUGGCAACACGUUCUGGAUGGCCCUUGGCAUCAGCCCCAGCGAGGCGUCGUGGGCUUCGGGAUCACCGGCUCAGAGGGCUCUGGGACCCAAGGCGGAGCUGAAGUCAUCAGCAGUGCCAGUUUUCUCUCUUCCUUGCCGUCUGGAGGGUCUCCAAGGCUGAUGGCUGCCGUUGCUCUGUGGGAGCUGGGAGGCUGGUGGGAAACGGUUACAAUCCAGCUAGUUCCCUCCCCUCGAGGGGCUCUCCUUGGGACAGUCAGGACCGAUGCAGGCUGGACUCGGGGCUCUGAAAGUAGCCCUGGCGUCUCCGCCUCCCCAUCUGACAGGGGCAAAAUCCCUUCUUGUCGAGCCGCCUGGCGAGUCUGAAAUGCCCACCUGAGCCCCAGCAUCUCCACGCUCCGGUGCCUUCUGCAGUCGGCCCGUUGCCCAGCUGCCACCCCCAGGCCUGCGCUCGAGCAGAUAUCCAGCUCUAUCCGCCUUGACCUGAGGCCGGUUCCCUCCUAAGGGUCUGUUGGCCUUUAGAGUUCACAUGUAUUAAAAUGGAGUCCAGCUCAGGACGCAACCAAACCUGCCCCUGAGCAGCCCGGUGGUGGCCCUGGGCUGUGUCUCUGGCUCUGCAGUGCACCGUCCCAUCUCCCUGUUUUUAUAGCGCUCCCCAGUUUAACCCUGAGCUCCUGGCUCGUGCCCCCCACCCCCUGCAGGAGAGUUAACCUCUUGGGUGCUGGCGCUCAGGCAGGGACCCUGUGCCCUACCACCUAGGUUUACAUUCCUCCACGUUAACUCUCUUCUCCUCAGCCUCUCUCCCAGCUCUGCUCUUUAACCCACAGCCCUGCUUCCGUGGGAUCUCAGCGGAGGAACUGGGUUUUCUGUCUGACCUCUGUUUGCUUGAUGAUUCCUGUUAAUGCUGGGAAUCAGACUCUUGGCAGC